Folsomia candida is the source of this 1812-nucleotide messenger RNA. It is a transcript of the gene Smu1, whose product is annotated as WD40 repeat-containing protein SMU1. Lineage: Eukaryota; Metazoa; Arthropoda; Collembola; Entomobryomorpha; Isotomidae. The transcript is spliced from 7 exons. Gene Ontology annotation, biological process: mRNA splicing, via spliceosome. Gene Ontology annotation, cellular component: precatalytic spliceosome. The record is from RefSeq and is a predicted model, not a curated record. Gene Ontology annotation, molecular function: protein binding. The coding region runs from base 89 to 1630 and encodes 513 amino acids.
AACCAGGAGUGAAAGCUCGGAAACGCGACUAUUUUUCGCUGCAGUUAAAUAAUUAUUCAAAGGAGCGGUUUGACCGGAAUCUGGCAAGAUGUCGAUCGAAAUUGAAUCUACUGACAUUAUUCGUCUUAUUCAGCAGUUUUUAAAAGAAUCAAAUCUGCAACGGAGUCUUCAGGCGAUGCAGGAGGAGACAGGAGUCUCAUUGAAUACGGUAGACAGCGUGGAGAGUUUUUCUGCAGAUAUUACAAAUGGACAUUGGGACAUUGUUCUUAAAGUGACGCAGUCCCUUAAACUUCCCGACAAAAAGUUGAUUGAUCUUUAUGAGCAGGUUGUUAUCGAAUUGAUCGAGUUGCGAGAAUUGGGUGCUGCUAGGUCCCUUUUGCGACAAACUGAUCCUAUGAUCAUGAUGAAACAAAGCGAGCCGGAGCGAUAUAUGCACUUGGAAAACCUACUGGCAAGGUCAUAUUUUGAUCCUCGAGAAGCAUACUUGGAAGGGAGUGGGAAGGAAAAACGACGAGCUGCAAUCGCCCAAGCAUUAUCUGGCGAAGUGUCUGUCGUUCCACCGUCUAGAUUGUUGGCCUUGUUGGCACAAGCAUUAAAGUGGCAGCAACACCAAGGACUCCUUCCUCCUGGCACUGCAAUUGAUUUGUUCCGUGGGAAAGCAUCAAUGAAGGAGCAGGAAGAUGAGAGAUAUCCAACUCAGAUGGUCAAACAAAUCAAGUUUACUCAGAAAAAUCAUGUCGAAUGUGCAAAAUUCUCUCAAGAUGGGCAAUAUCUCGUGUCAGGCUCGGUAGACGGAUUUAUUGAAGUUUGGAACUUUACGACGGGAAAAAUUCGAAAGGAUCUCAAAUACCAAGCUCAGGAUAACUAUAUGAUGAUGGAAGAACCAGUUCUUUGCCUCACAUUCAGCAGAGAUUCCGAAAUGUUAGCGUCAGGAUCAGGAGCUGGAAAAAUCAAGAUUUGGAAAAUAGCCACUGGACAAUGCCUUCGUCGAUUUGAAAAGGCUCAUUCAAAAGGAGUAACAGCCAUGCAAUUUUCCAAGGAUAACAGUCAAGUUGUCAGUUCGUCAUUUGAUCAUACAAUUCGGCUUCACGGAUUGAAAUCAGGAAAGUGCAUCAAAGAAUGGAGAGGACACACCUCAUUCGUAAAUGAGUUGGCAUUCACUCAAGACACGCACAACAUUAUCAGCGCGUCCUCAGACGGAACCAUUAAAAUUUGGGGAAUGAAAGGCACUGAAGCCAUCCAUACAUUCAAAUCGCUGGGUGGGACUGGAGCUGUUGAUAUUCCGAUAAAUACGAUUGCCAUCCUUCCAAAGAACCCAGAUCAUUUUGUUGUCUGUAAUCGAUCAAACACAGUUGUUAUCAUGAAUAUGCAAGGACAGAUUGUCAAGUCAUUUACAAGUGGUAAAAGAGAAGGAGGAGAUUUCGUCUGUGCUACUAUUUCACCCCGUGGAGAGUGGAUUUAUUGCGUUGGGGAGGACAAAGUUCUCUACUGUUUUUCCGUUGCAACUGGAAAACUGGAAAGAACAUUGACGGUUCACGAUAAAGAUGUGAUUGGAAUUAACCAUCAUCCUCACCAAAACUUGAUUUGUACAUACAGCGAGGACGCCACUCUAAAACUUUGGAAACCAUAACCGAUUCUUAUUUUAUUUUAAAACAACAUAAGAUUACAUGUCUUGUAUAUCGUGUGUGUGCAGUAGAAUUAGAUUAAACUUACCUUCGUCUGACCUUAAACAAUUAAUUAUUUCGUAAAUUUUCUAUGAAGCUUGUUUUUAUGUGAACCAUAGUAAACUAAAUAAAUCAAUUUUGUUUGUUA